AUGGCCGCGGAAGGGCCCCAGCCACCGCAGCAUGUCCAUCAUUACGCCAGCGAUGUCGACGAUGCCGAUGUGGAGGAGACGGCGGACGAGUCGACUCCACAGCCAUCCAAUGGAGCGUUCGCAAAGAAGAAGCGCCGUCUGCCGAGGCGCAUAGGACAGUUCUCCGGCUCCGUUCCCUCUACUCCCAAGACGCGCACAGGCUCUCCCAGCGCACGUCGCUUUCCUUCCCUACCGCGCCGCUCGACCAUGCCAGACCCUCGCGACCGUGGGGCUGUGUCGGAAUCCGAAGCACGCGAGCUUUCUAGGCCCCCCGCCAUAAGAGGCCACUCACACUUGGGUAGAUCGGUUGAUGCGGAGGAGGCAGACGAUGCGGCAGACACGACCCGCAGAAGCCACUUCCGUGGCAUGAGUGUCUUUACAGGGGGAGGAGGCAUGUCGGACGGCGAUGCAUUACAGACUCCGCGGCGGCCACGUUUCGGAGGGGAGCGAUACUCGACGUUCGGCGGCCACAGAUGGAAACAAGUUAAGAAUACUUUGGGUCUUCUGCGGCACAGAAGAGGCGAGCGCAUCGACUACCUGAAGUCUACCGAACUUAUGGGUGAGCUCCGGGCUGGUGCGCCAGCCGUGGUGAUGUUUGCCAGCAUGCUUCAGCGUGACGAACAUGGCCACAAGAAGAUUCCGGUGCUUCUCGAGCAGGUUCGCGUGAACAUCAGCGACAGCGUGGUUCGCGGCGAUAGCGAACGACAUACCCUGUUCACGAUCCAUCUCGAGUACGGCAAUGGGCCGAAUCGUAUGAUCUGGACGGUGAAGAAGAGCAUUGGAGACAUCGUACGCAUGCAUCUCAAGUACAAGGGCAGCGUCACCACCGAGAGACUGAAACGUCCCGGAGCCCGCAUAGGACCAAAGCAACCCAAAUUCCCUGCCAAAGCCUUUCCUUACUUGCGAAGUAUCAAAGCCAUGGACUUCAGUGAUGACGAAGACGAGACACGCCCUGCUGAGACGCUCGAGGCUGUAGCUUCCGGUGAAAUGACGGCAGGAGAGGCCACAGCCGGCGAGAUGACUGCUGCCGAGGGUACUGGCACAGAAGCCGAGGGUCGCCCAGGGAAGAAGCGGAAGGGCUCACGAAUGAACGUCCUCAGUCCGAGGCGCAAUACCUCGAUGCCGGAAGACUCUACUGGAGCAGCGCCCGACGCCCAUGUCCAGGCUGCUAAAGACGCUGAUGAAGCGAAGCGCAAAUACGUUACGUUCCAGAGACGGUCACUGGAGAAAUAUCUUCGAGAAAUGAUACGCUGGCUCAUGUUCAGACCAGACAGCAAUCGCCUCUGCCGUUUCUUCGAGCUUUCCGCGCUGGGGGUGCGCCUCGCAGCAGAAGGCGGCUACCACGGGAAAGAAGGCUUCAUGCAGAUUCGACCAGCUAAUGGCAUCGUCAACCCGGCCAAGGCUGUCACUCGAAGAGAUCGCAAGUGGUUCUUGAUCCGACAGAGCUACAUAGCAUGUGUUGACUCCCCAGAGAGCAUCGACAUAUGUGACGUCGUUCUAGUCGACUUCAAAUUCGAAAUCAUUGCCAAGAAGAAAGGCCUCAAGCAGGUUGGGCGAAAGGGCUCCAAGAAGGCUAAGUCUGACCAGGACGGGGCGGAUGUCGGCGACGAUGAUGAUUUUCUGAAUGAUCCCAAGUCGUCAAAGAAAAAUCACCAUCACAAACUGACGAUCAUCAAUUCCGAGCGGAAGGUCAAGCUCUAUGCCCAGCAGCACGACCUGCCACAGUUUGAGGAGUCUAUCAAGCUAAUGAAGCAAAACUCGCCAUGGGCCUCUGACAAGAUUCGAUUCGCCAGCUUUGCACCUGUUCGGCGGAAUGUGUAUGCUCAAUGGCUUGUCGAUGGGCGCGAUUACAUGUGGAAUGUUUCGCGGGCCAUUUCCAUGGCGAAGGACGUGAUCUACAUCCAUGACUGGUGGCUGAGCCCUGAGAUAUACAUGCGGAGGCCACCAUGCAUCAGCCAGAGAUGGCGUCUCGACCGGCUUCUCCAGGCGAAGGCCCAAGAAGGCGUCAAGAUCUUUGUCAUCGUAUAUCGUAACGUCGAGGCCGCGGUCCCCAUCAACUCGGAGUACACGAAGAGGUCCUUGCUUAAUCUGCAUCACAACAUCUUUGUGCAGAGAUCCCCAAACCAAUACAAGAAGAACCAGUACUUCUUUGCUCAUCACGAGAAGAUCUGCAUAGUUGAUCACUAUAUCGCAUUUGUUGGAGGUAUUGAUCUGUGUUUUGGUAGAUGGGAUACACCCCAGCACAAACUCACGGAUGACAAACCGACAGGCUUUGAGCCGGACGAGGUCCAGAACGUUCCUAGGGAUGCAGAACAUGUUCAGAUGUUUCCGGGCAAAGAUUACACCAAUCCGAGAGUGCAGGACUUUUUCAACCUGGAUCGGCCAUACGAAGAGAUGUAUGACCGAUCGAAGAUUCCACGGAUGCCAUGGCACGACAUCUCUAUGCAAGUAGUUGGCCAACCCGCUCGUGACUUGACACGUCAUUUCGUGCAGCGUUGGAACUAUCUUCGUCGCGGACGGAAGCCAACACGGCCUUUGCCUUAUUUGCUGCCACCGCCGGACUUCCGAGAUGAAGACCUGGAAGCAAUGGGCCUCACAGGGACAUGUGAAGUCCAGAUUCUUCGAUCCGCGUCGACUUGGUCGCUGGGAAUACAACACACCGAGUGCAGCAUUCAGAACGCGUACCUUCAGAUGAUUGAAAAGUCUGAGCAUUUCGUUUACAUCGAAAACCAGUUCUUUGUCUCAAGCACCGAAGCGCUUGGUGUGCCAAUUGUCAACAACAUUGGUGACGCUCUCGUGGACCGUAUCAAGCGGGCCUACGAGAACGAUGAGGACUGGAAAGCUGUCAUACUCAUUCCUCUGAUGCCCGGUUUCCAGAACACCGUGGCUGAGAAGGAGGGUACCAGCGUCCGGCUCAUCAUGGAGUGUCAAUACCGAAGUAUUUGUCGUGGGGAGUCGUCGAUAUUUGGAAGACUACGAGCUGCCGGUAUUGACCCUGAAGAUUACAUCCAAUUCUUUAGCCUACGGCAAUGGGGCAAGAUCGGCCCUACUCAGAUGCACGUCACCGAACAACUCUACAUUCAUGCCAAACUCAUCAUUGUUGAUGACCGCGUAGCUUUGAUAGGCUCGGCCAACAUCAAUGAGAGAUCCAUGUUGGGCUCUCGUGACUCCGAAUGUGCUGCAGUCGUUAGGGACACUGACCUGAUAUGGUCGACAAUGGGAGGAAAACCUUUCCAAGUCGGCCGUUUUGCACAUACUCUACGCAUGCGGCUCAUGAGGGAACAUCUCGGUCUUCCUGUGGAUGAGAUUAUCGAGGAAGAGAGAAAUGCGGAUGAAGAAGCUUUCCAGUCCGAUAUGGACCGAAUCUACCACAGCGACUCAGAUGGGUCAGAAAGACGGCCAGGGGCUAACGGAGAGUUGGACGUACCGCGUCCGCCAAUCGAGAGGGGUCACAGCAUUAAUCACGACGUCGACCUCCAGCGAAUGGACAACAGCGAUCAAUCUUCCUCCAAAUCCUCCAAUUCAGAUUCGAAUGUCGUUGACGCAGAGAGUGUGGACGCACCCGCCGACCCCAAAAAGAAGCAGGAGGUCGAGGGCUUUGGUCCAGACCACUGGAAAGAGGCACAGAAGGAUGGUCUAGACCAGGGCAGAGACACUGUUGUCAUUGGUGGCCGAGAAUACCUCGCCCGUGAUAUCUCAGCCGAGGGCAAGGGAACCAUCGAGAGCCCAGCCCCUAGCCAGAAAUCCGAAAGCCCGCGGCCUACUGCAACGAACUCGGUCGGAGAGGGUCCUAGCAGAGCUGUAAUGCCUCCUCUCGACCGCCGGAAUACCGACCAAUUAGGGCUUCCCAGGGCCAACCAGCUUCCCGACCUCCCACAAAUGGAUGAUACGGAUAUUGGCGGGCCCCCUCUUCUCGAUGCAGAUGGGGAACCGAUUCUGUCUGUGUCGCAUCCUCUAGCCGCUGAGAUCAAGCCUGCCGCGAUUGACAAGGACUGCAUGCGUGACCCGUUGGAUGCGGCAUUCUACGAGGACAUUUGGACCCGGGUUGCGGACAACAACACCAAAAUUUACAGAGAGGUAUUUCACUGCAUGCCAGAUAAUGAGGUGAGGGAGUGGGAUCAGUACACGGAGUUCAUAGACCACCAAAAACGACUGCAAGUGGCACAAGAAGGACCACAGAAGAGCGAACAGAGCGAACAAGCGGAAGCCAAUGGAUCUGAAAAGCCACCUCCGGAAGCCGCGCCUGAGGAAGGUGGCAACUCGGCCGCUGGUCUGCCUCUCCCCCCAACUCGCUCUUUUUCUAGUAAGUUCACGGGUAAAGGCAGUGGUGGUAAGACCUUGCCUCCAUUGGCGGGAGGUCUGAAAAGGUCCCCAACGGAGAAUGAAUCACCAGCGCAUCGCCAUGCUCGACAGGACUCCAGGCUCGACGUGGAAAGAGCUGCUGCGGCCGCGCGUGCCAUCAACUCGCCUAUGGGGAGCCCUGCCUUCAGCCCACCGGCCAACAGCCCUUUUGUUCCAGCGUCGGCGGCAUCUGUGGACCCAGAAAAGGCAGCGGCAGCCCGCGAGGACAGCAACACAAAUGGCAGCACAGUGGAACCCUCGUCCAAGCUCGUAGUGCCGGAGGCUAGCAGGGAGCGCACGCCUGAGAAGCGCGACCGUCGCACCACCUUCAGCACACCCGACACGCCAACCAUCUCGGAGAAGCCACCGGGCAGCUCGGCUUCGACGACCCCGAUGCCCGGGGUGCAGGGAUCUGUCAAGCGGCGCAAACGAGCCAACACCAGAGGAAGCCGUCACCGGCCUCCUGUUGAGGAGCUUUUGACCAGGGAGCAGCGUGAGGGCUUGCUGGGGAUGGUCCAGGGUCACCUCGUGGUGUUCCCGUACGACUGGCUUGUCGGCGCUGAUGAGAAGGGUAACUGGCUUACAUUGGUGGACCAGGCUGCUCCGUUGCAAAUCUAG
Molecule: messenger RNA, 4998 nt
Organism: Diaporthe amygdali
Lineage: Eukaryota; Fungi; Ascomycota; Sordariomycetes; Diaporthales; Diaporthaceae
Exons: 1
Coding region: 1-4998 (1665 amino acids)
Biological process (GO): cell motility
Molecular function (GO): catalytic activity
Source: RefSeq, a predicted model, not a curated record